Molecule: messenger RNA, 2339 nt
Organism: Mercenaria mercenaria
Lineage: Eukaryota; Metazoa; Mollusca; Bivalvia; Venerida; Veneridae
Exons: 3
Coding region: 44-634 (196 amino acids)
Cellular component (GO): membrane
Source: RefSeq, a predicted model, not a curated record
ACCUAUGAUGACCUAAUUACAGGUGUGACAGACAUUUUUCAAAAUGGAGAAAGGGACCUAUGCUAUGUUUUGUUUGUGUUUCGCCAUCUUCUGUAUGGUGAUCGCAUUUGCUAGUCCGUACUGGAUAGAAAGUUUCGAAAAAGCUGACAACAAAUUUGUGAAAUUAGGACUGUGGGAGUUUUGCUUCAACGAUUACACAUUCUACAAGGAUUACAACGGAAAACGAUAUUUGGGUUGCUGGUAUAUCUUCUCGACUGAAGCCAGACCACUUUGGGAAUGGAUUUCCCCACCAUGGUUUAUCUCAUGUCAAGUUAUGGUCAGUGUAAGCUUACUGUUCCAAGUGGUUACAUGUCUUAUUGCGACACUGGCGUACUGGAGGUGUUUACCUAGUUACCUAAAAGAAAUGAUAUAUAUCGGAACUGCGGCAGUAUUGGCCUUAUGUGUACUUUUGAUCCUGAUCACAUUGAUAGUGUUUGGUGUAAGGAAAGAAGAUCGAGGUUGGAUGCCCCGUCCUGAUCAGAACUACCUCUCUUGGUCAUACGGCAUGUGUUGUAUAUCCGGCUGGUUCUGUAUGUUUGGAGCCUGCCUGUUCCUCAAGGCAGCAAAAGAUGACAUCACCAAAGAUUACCGAUAACUGAUCACAGAACUGAACUCUUGACUUUUCCUCUCAUACAGCAAAGUACAGUGUAUUAUAUUGAAUGUCCAGGGCACGUAUUCAUUAAAGUUUAGUCUGAAACUUCGACUUUUGACUUUAAAAUGCUACAAUUAGUUUUUGCUCAUUUUUUUCGGAAUUUAAUGAAACUUGACUCAAAUAUAGCAUAACCUAUAACAAAACUCCCUGCCAAAAUUUCAGUAGUUGGCAUUUUUAACAGAAGUUAAAAAGGAUUUUAAUUUUUAGAGAUUUAAGUCUGAGUCUAAAUUUCAUCCACUUUAGACAUGGAUGAAUAUGGGACCAGGGGUUAAGGCUAUGAAAACUGUGUGGAAAGACCAGUCUCAAAACCCUAGCAUUUGAUUGGUUGUUCACUGACAAACUGUUGACCAAUGGUAAGGAUGCAUUUUGAGAUUGGUCUUAGAACUCAUGUUUUAUAACCUUUAAACCCUGUUUUCAGAUUUAAACAUACUGCAUCAAAAGUUGACAAUAUUGUGUUUAAAACAUGCAUAUUUUACAAAGACAGUGAAACUAACAGACAUUGUGUAAAUAUGUCAUCUUUACAAUCAACUGUCCAUAGCACAUACCUUGUACAUUCCAGAACUUGUGUAUAUUAUUGUACAGUUUUUAUAUACUCCAAUAUUAAUUACUGGGUUUAAAACUCAAUACUUAAAUUUAAUUACCAUAUUUAUUAUAUAAACAGAGUACACAUCACCAGAGAAUUUAAGAUUUAUAAAUUCUUUUUUUUUUCAGAACUAACAACAUAAAAUUUGUCAGUAACUAAAUGGUGUGAAAUACCAAUAUAACAAAUUGACAAAAAAUAUGUUUUAAUUUAAAAUAAUCUGUCAACCAAAAAGUUGCAUUUUGAAACCUUAUUCUUGAUUGUGUGCCUCCACAUUUAACUUACAUAAUAAGGCCCGCCCUGAUGCGCUGACUAAAGACCAGUGAGGCAAUUAAUCUAAGCUUCGGUAUUUCUUCAUAGUCAAGCUAACCUCUUUCCAGUGACAAGUCUGUUUGAAAAUAAAAACAACUGUUGCAUAUAUUUUCUGAUUUUCCUGACAAGGAAUGUCCUUAAGACUGUAUAUGUUAUUAUAAUGAAUAUGGUAAUUAUCUAAAUAUCAAUUAUCAUGCAUUUGUACAUAAAUUACAAACAUCACUAGGCUUUUAUGCAUGUAUAUAGAAACUCUUUUUAUUUUGUAUAUAUUCAAAGAUUUUACCACAAAUCAGAAUUCAUUUUUAACACCUUUUCCUUACACAUCUGGUACCCUAUUUUCCCUAAAAAAGAAUAGAAUAGUAUGUAGCAGUGAGUCAUUGCAGCAGUGUACCGUAAAUAAUGGAAAACAGUUCAGUGAAAAAUAUCUCAAGUUUUGUUGGUUUAGAUCUAAUGUUAUAUAUGUUUCAUUUGGUACUAAGGUUGAAUCUCCCUUAGAAGCCACCUGUAUUGAGCAGUCACUUGCCUUGAGCAGCCUGUCAGACCAACUUCCCAGGUUGACUUUGUUCGAAUUUCAACAUAUCUCAAGUUGCCACUUUGACUGUUUGCUUAAUACAGGUUAUACGGCAAUACAUAUUUGUAUACGUCAGUUACACAAGCAGUUACAUUUUAUAGCUAAGUUUUCAAAAGCAGUUCCUGUUUCUGUUGUCAUUAUAUUUUUAUAUAUGUAUCAUUUGUAAUAAAAAGAUUAAUAUUUCA